UCAGUUGGUUUCUGGUGCUCUAAUUUUGGUCAAGAUGAAACUAGCACUCUCUCUCACGUUUGCCUUUAUGUUCGCCAUAAGUGUUACCUUUUGUCUGACAUUAAUGUUACUCAGGGCCUCGCCAGGAGGUAACCACUCUGACGAACAUAUCCACCACCAUUAUAUCCAUCUGGAUGAGUCCACUUCCCACAAUAACCGAUCACCCCGACACUACAAACUGAUGAAGAUGCCAGUGUUGUUGAGCAACGAUUCCAUCGAACUCGAAUCCGAACAAAAAAUUCAACACUAUCAGCACACUUCUCAAGAGGAAAACCUCCUGGAAGAGCAGCAAACUAAUGUAUCUGCCCAGGUCAAAAAUGAUUCAUCCCCGGAUCAGGACACGAAGAAAACAGAAAACGUUACUUGGACUCUGGAACUUUUGGAUGAUAAUUUUUAUAAUCUGACUUCCGAGGAAGAUUCUGAGGGGAAUUUGACAGCAGUUUUGAGGAUUGACCAACAGGAUUUGGAAAACUUCACGAUCGUACAUGGAAACUGCUCGCAUUGCAUGGAGGAAUAUGACAAUGCAACCAGCUGUAUACCUUCAAUCAAAGCUGUGUGAUGUAGACUCCCAAUGGACCUACACUGGAGUAUCAUCUCCAACCCCCAUUUGCUGCCACAUGGGGCGCGAAAUCCAAUGUUGAAUCUAUCACUGCCGGCCUGGCUGAGAGUUUUCAGACCCUGCUAUGUUCAUGGACAUUCUUAGCAUAAGUUUCGUUUUCAGUAGUUCGUAGAGUUUUCAUUAUUAUUAUUUAUAAUUCGCUGCCAAAUAGGCAGCCACCCUACCGGCCUGAUCCAAUGAUUUUUGAUCCCGCUAUGUUCAAGGACAUUCUUAGCAUAAGUUUCGUUUUCAGUAGUUUGUAGAAUUUGCAGUAAAAAUGAUCUCAAUAAAAAGUUGUGGUCGAAAAA
Molecule: messenger RNA, 945 nt
Organism: Leptinotarsa decemlineata (Colorado potato beetle)
Lineage: Eukaryota; Metazoa; Arthropoda; Insecta; Coleoptera; Chrysomelidae
Source: RefSeq, a predicted model, not a curated record